AUGCCUUUCAGAACCUCCAUGUCCUCCAAGUCCUCCUCCAGCGACGCCGCAUCAACACGCUCCGUCUCCUCCAGAGCAUCAACCCUAAAGGGCGUCGAAAACAUGCACAAGAAGUGGCUCUCGAUGAAGCACAAGGCCUACACCGACGCCAGCCCUUCCCCAUACUCCGUUUCGGCUACCCACAAUGAGGCCGUCGCCAGCUAUCUCUCUCUGCGGUGA
Aspergillus thermomutatus is the source of this 219-nucleotide messenger RNA. RefSeq lists its product as uncharacterized. The transcript has a single exon. The record is from RefSeq and is a predicted model, not a curated record. NCBI's taxonomy places the organism in Eukaryota, Fungi, Ascomycota, Eurotiomycetes, Eurotiales, Aspergillaceae. Bases 1 to 219 code for a protein of 72 amino acids.